CUCAUUGCUCGUUGAAUUUGAUGAACUUCUAACUGUAGAUGUUGUGUUCCUUCCUAUAAAGAAAGCAUUUGCAUUUGUUUUAAUUACUUUUUUAUCUAAAUCAAAUAAUCAUUGAUCUACAUAAAUUUAUUCUUUCUCAUAAAAUUUUACGUUAUAUAUUCAUAAUGUGUGAUUAUUGUUCGUGGAUCGAUCAAAUUUUAACAAGAAUUAGAAAAGAAACAAAACCAGAGAAAAAGAAACGUCGUGUCUAUGUAGAUCCUGUUAUAAUAGUCCAUGGAGGUGCAGGAAAAAUUCCUCGUAACAAACGUAAACGUAUACUUGUUGAGGUUAAAAAUGCAGCAAUUGAAGCAUAUAGCGAUCUUAUCAACGGUCGAUCAGCAGUGGAUGCGGUAGAAAAAGCAAUUUCUUAUAUGGAAAAUAAAUCAUUAUUUAAUUGUGGAAAAGGAGGUUCUUUAGACCUUAAUAAUGAAGUUGUCAUGGAUGCUGCUAUAAUGACAACAAAAGAUGCUGGAUGCGUAGGUGCUGUUCGUGAUAUAGAACAUCCGAUUUCUUUAGCACGAAAAGUGUUAGAAAAUACGGAACACAUCUUAAUUGUUGAAAAAGGAGCUCAAAAAUUUGCAUUAGAUCACGGAAUUCCAAUUUUACCGCCAAGUAGUUUACGUGAAAUCUCUUCAUUAAGUUCACUCAAAUCCAUAUCAUUUGAAUCAUUUAAAAAUGAAGAAGAAUGUGAAACAUACAAAUUAAAAAAUGAAAAAAAAAAAUGUGAUUCAAAUUGCGUUAUAAAUCGAUAUGAAGAAGAUGAAGUAUAUCAAUUAUUUGAUGAUGAUAUAGAUAUAGAUGAUAUAGAUGAAUCAAUAAUUUUACAAGUAUGUUUUUCAUACUAUUAUUUUUCAUAAAAAAUCAUAUUUAUC
Molecule: messenger RNA, 911 nt
Organism: Apis florea (little honeybee)
Lineage: Eukaryota; Metazoa; Arthropoda; Insecta; Hymenoptera; Apidae
Product: isoaspartyl peptidase/L-asparaginase
Cellular component (GO): cytoplasm
Molecular function (GO): hydrolase activity
Source: RefSeq, a predicted model, not a curated record